Rotaria sp. Silwood2 is the source of this 1296-nucleotide messenger RNA. The record is from the annotation of a GenBank genome assembly. NCBI's taxonomy places the organism in Eukaryota, Metazoa, Rotifera, Eurotatoria, Philodinida, Philodinidae.
AUGGAUACAAAAGCCAACAUCGUACUCUUAAGUCCAUCGUCAUCAACAGACUCCAUGGCUUCAUCAUCAUCAUCUUCAUCAACCAACUCUGUGGUUUCAUUUUUAACAUCGAACAAGGGGAAACAGUUAUUGGUUUACGAUAAGUAUGUAUUCAGAUGCAAUAAAACAACGUUAUUCAAGAAAUAUUGGACUUGCACCGAACAUGCCUGUAAUGUAUCUGCACAUACAAACACAAAAAAUGAAUUUUUGUCGAUUAUUGGCAAUCAUAAUCAUAUUGCUGAACCUCAUUUAUUGGAUGUAAAACAGGUGAAAAAUAAAAUGAAAAAACGUAUCUUAAGUGAAACAACAUCACUUACCAAAAUCUAUGAUGAAGAAGUAAAAAAAGCUUCUCUUUCACCAGAAGCUGCAGCUACGCUGCCGACCGUGCUUGAAUUCAGAUCGAAUAUGAGCAAAGCUCGCCGAAAGAACAUACCCAUUAUUCCGAAAUCUUGUGUGUUUGAAAUACCAACAGCUUAUCAACAAACAUUAUCAAAUAAACGGUUUCUAUUGAUGGAUUAUUAUUUGAAACGUGCCAAAGAACGUAUAGUUAUUUUUUCAAGUGAUCAACAAUUAAAUUUACUGUAUAACAGUGAUGUAAUUCAAUUGUCUGUUAUCCCAUUAAUUCAUAUAAACCUUUUAUCUUUUCUCAAACGUUUGCCGGUUGUAUUCGAUUUAUUACCAAAUCAUCGGACAACGACCUAUUUGGAUUUAUUUAAACGUUUGAAAGAAGAAGCAAUAGCAAUUAAUAAAGUAUUUGAACCGAAACAAGUUGUUUCUGAUUUUGAAUCAGCACUUGUAUCAGCAGUUCGAGCAACAUUUCCAAAUGCUUCACAUACUGGUUGUAAUUUUCAUUUUGUCCAAGCGGUUCAUCGUAAUAUCACCAACUUAGGAUUGGCAUCCGAAUAUACACAUGAUGAAAAUAUACGAGACCAAUGUAGACAAUUAAUGGCUUUAUCCCUUAUGCCAAUCGCCGAAGUUGAAAAACAAUUUAAACGUAUUCGUGCAUUAGCAUCACCAUCAUUAGAUGAUUUAUUUGUCUAUUUCGAACGUCAAUGGAUAAGUGGUUGUGUUCCUUUAUCACUAUGGAAUGCAAAUGAAUCUGAUCAUCGUACAAAUAAUAUUGCUGAAGCGUAUAAUCGUCGGUUUGGAACACGUAUAAUGAAAAAACAUUCAAACUUCUGGUCAUUUAUACAAUUAAUUCAAGAUGAACAUCUUCGAUUUGAACACAUAACAAUUCAACUUGCUUCCGGGGCAUAG